AGGAGGAGCGUGCUCGCUCGGAGCAGCGCGCGGACUGACAGUUGGAGAGAGGAGCACGGGGAGCAGCACACGCGCUCACAGCAGGUCUAUCGUGGUCAUUUAUCUCCGUGAGACUUCAGUGAAAUGUGUCAGGAGUGGAGCUGCUGACGUUACAUCCCAAAACCCGGUGGGAUCACUGAUGACCUUUGUUGCUGCCCUCACCAGCUCUUUUUUUCCUCCUGCUCUUCCUCCUUAUCCCUCUCCUCCCCUUUCUUAAACUCCCCUCCCCUCCUCCUGUGUGUCUCUCAGCCCUGGGCUUAUUACUCAAACCCACUGAAGGGAGCAACACAGUAUCUGGCAAAGGAUGAAGCGGGUUUGCCUGCCAACACCAGACAGAGGAUAGAAGACACAAAAGGACUAGCGAAGGGGAGAGAAUCACAGAGAGAGAGAAAGACACACACAGAGGACAACUAGUGGAGAGAGCUACAACGAAGCUGCGAGAGAAGCGACAACAUUCAAGAUGCCACGCUGAAGAAAAAAAGUUUCACCUGAGCGUCAAGAGCUAACAAGGGGACCUUAACAGAUUUAGAACUGUGGACUCUUCUUAACAAACCUCUGCCCCCCCCCCCNNCACCCACACACAAAAGUUGUGGAGACACACACUCCCAUUCGCUGGGGCUCCUUGUUAACACCUGAUAUGCCUGUGUAAGAAGUUUGAGCCAUGCCGGCCAAGGGGAAGUACCUGUUGAACAACCAGGAGCUGAAAAAUGAGGCGCUAUACCGCAAAUUCUCCUGCAUCAGCCAGUAUCAGCCGCUGGUGCUCCUGCUGGGCCUCUCCAUGCUCUCCUGUGGAAUCCUCCUCAUCCUCUUCUUUGCUCUACAGCUGAGUGCAGUGAAACACUGUGCCUUUGUGAGCGUAGUGAGCGGCAGCCUGUGUGUGUUCCUGGCAGUGUUUGUGCUGGUAUGUACAGAGAUGCUCUCACAGAGAUGGAGGCGUCUGCUCGGCCUGAUUGUAUGGGCCACACAUCUCACCAUGGGCUACACCUUCAUCUUCAGCAGCCCCAUCAUCCUGCCUUGGGACCAGGUGCCUUUCUUCCUCUUCAUCAUCUUCACCGUGUACACCAUGCUGCCAUUCCAGCUGUGGUACGCUGUGGUGCUGAGUGUCAUCUCCUCACUGUCUCACAUCAUGGUCCUCACACUGCGCCUUACCAUAUACAGCGAUAGGUCCCCUCCUAACCUUCCCAACCAGCUGCUGUCCAAUGCAGUGGUGUUCCUGUGUGGCAGUGUGGUGGGAGCCUUUCAUAAGGUUCUGAUGGAGAAAACCCUGAGGCAGACCUUUCAAGACACCUUGAGGUGCCUGAGCAUGCGGAUGAAGCUGGAGAUAGAAAAGAGACAACAGGAGAAUCUACUGCAGUCUGUGCUGCCAGUCUACAUCUCCAUGAAGAUGAAGCUGGCCAUCAUGGAGCGCUUGCAAGACUGUAAAGACAAAGAAGAACAACAGCGACUUGUCAAAGAUAACAACUUCCACAGUCUUUAUGUCAAGAGGCACGAGAAUGUCAGUAUUCUGUAUGCUGACAUUGUUGGCUUCACCCGAUUGGCCAGUGACUGUUCUCCCAAAGAGCUGGUCAUCAUGCUCAAUGAAUUGUUUGGCAAGUUUGACCAAAUUGCCAAGGAGAAUGAAUGCAUGAGAAUCAAGAUCCUUGGGGACUGCUACUACUGUGUGUCAGGGCUGCCGGUCUCACUGCCUAAACAUGCCAAGAACUGCGUCAAAAUGGGCCUGGACAUGUGUGAAGCCAUCAAACAGGUACGGGAGGCCACAGGAGUGGAUAUCAAUAUGAGAGUGGGCGUGCACUCGGGCAACGUGCUCUGCGGUGUGAUUGGCCUUCGCAAGUGGCAGUUUGAUGUUUGGUCACAUGAUGUCACCCUGGCCAAUCACAUGGAGUCAGGAGGCCUUCCAGGACGUGUCCACAUCACAGAGGCGACACUGAAGCACCUGAACAAGGCUUAUGAAGUGGAAGAAGGCGAGGGCCACCUCAGGGACCCCUACCUAAAAGAGCUUAACGUCCGAACCUACUUAGUCAUUGAUCCUCGGUCAUCAUUGAACAGCCGGAGUGCGCCUAAACCUCGGGUGAACGAUGGUCUGAAGAUGCGAGCGUCUGUGCGUAUGACCCGUUACCUGGAAUCUUGGGGGGCCGUCAAACCCUUUGCCCACCUUCAGAAGCGAGAGGGCUUUACCACGGACACCAUUGUCAAUGGCAAGCAACGCAAGGACAUCCCUCUACGAACAGCCCCCAGCUCCAAGAUCCCUGACAGGAACAAAUCCCAGAAGAGUAAGUUUGAUGAGGAGCUACACAAUGAGAUGACUACUACCAUAGAUGAGCUCAGCAGCAAGCAGUGGUCUAAGACUGAAGAGAGUAGCAGUUUAGCUCUGUGGUUUCCAAAGAAAGAUUUGGAAAAACAGUACCGAUCCCUGGAUUUGCCGAUGUUCAAACACUAUGUUGGCUGUGCCACCUUCAUCUUCCUCUGCAUCUUUUUGGUUCAGAUGCUCGUGACAAAGGAUCGACAGAUGUUGGGGAUGUCAUUUGGAGUAUUGGUCUGUGUGCUGCUGCUGACCCUGGCCAUCUGUUUCGCAGGUCACUUACAGCGCCUGUUUCCAGAGAAGCUGUCGAGGUGCCAGUGGCUGCCAGCUGUGUCAGAGGCGGUGGUAAAGCGCCCGUGUGUGCGCCUUCCUCUGGCCACCAUUACUACUACAGUCAUCAUUGUAAUGGCAGUUUUCAACCUGUGCUUCGUCCCGACACAUGUGACAGACUAUCCCGGUAAAAUUGCUGACCUGCCUCAUACAAAUGAUUCCCGUGAGCAGGGAUCAGUGGAAGAUCUCUUCUACCUGCCUUACUCUGUGUACUGCUGUAUCCUGUCGCUCAUUGCAUGUGGAGUAUUCCUCAGGGUGAGCUUUGAGCUCAAAGUGCUCUUCCUCACCCUGGCCUCGGCAGCAUACUACAUCAUCAUCCUCGGCACCAAGAGGGAACUCUUCGUGGACUAUGGAAACGUCCUCUGCGCUAACAUCAGUAGCACCUGUAACUGCAGCAGCAAAGAAGAUGAAUGCAUCAUGAAAUGGAUAGGGCUGGUGAAACACCCCCAGGUGAUGAGCUGCAUAUAUAUCACCCUGUUCCUGGUCACUAUGCUCAUCAUCUCACAACAGAACGAGUCCUGCUUCCGCCAGGACUUCCUGCUUAAGUAUAAGAACCGCACAGAGCAGGAUGAGAUCGAGACCCGGGAGAACCUGAACCGCCUGCUGCUGGAGAACGUGCUGCCAGCCCACGUGGCUGCGCUGUUUGUUGGAGAGAAUAAAAAGAAUGAGGAUCUCUACUACAAGUCCUAUGACUGUGUGUGUGUGAUGUUCGCCUCAGUGCCAGAUUUCAAAGAAUUUUACACCGAGUGUGAUAUCAACAAGGAGGGCCUGGAAUGCCUGAGGCUCCUGAACGAGAUCAUCGCAGACUUUGACGAGCUGCUGUCCAAGCCAAAGUUCAGCGGUGUGGAGAAGAUCAAGACAAUUGGCAGCACUUACAUGGCCGCUGCAGGGCUUAGUGGGACGCCUGGUCAGGAGAACAAUCAGGACAGAGAGAGGCAGCAGGCCCAGAUAGGGAUCAUGGUGGAGUUUGCCAUUGCUCUGAUUGGCAAGUUGGAUGGCAUCAACAGACAUUCCUUCAAUAGCUUCAGGCUGCGUGUGGGGAUUAAUCAUGGCCCAGUGAUAGCUGGAGUGAUCGGGGCGAGGAAACCGCAGUAUGACAUCUGGGGCAACACAGUUAACGUGGCCAGCAGAAUGGAGACCACCGGGGAGCUCGGAAAGAUCCAGGUCACAGAGGAAACUACGGCUGUGCUGCACAAGCUGGGCUACUCGUGCGAGUGUCGAGGAUUCAUCAACGUGAAGGGCAAAGGGGAGCUGAAAACCUUCUUUGUGUGUACCGACAUGAGCAAGCAGCAGGGUAUGGGGCUGAGCUGAGGCCAGGCCGCCACAGCCAACAGGACUGGACACAGACUCACGAGUCAAGAGUUUAUAGACUCUCGUACGCCACAAGCGUUGACACAGAGCUGACUGUAAUGAAAGCUGUGUCCCUGUGAUGUUGCUGAAUAUUAAGGACUUACAGGAAGUGCUGCCUCGCUGUGUGGUGGAUGUCACCAUGAAUCAACACUUUCUACUCUUUGCGCCCUGGUGGACAGGUGGUCAGUACGUACAGUCACUGUUUUUUUCUAUUCACAGACACAUUACACGUCCAGUGUUCAGUCACUUUUGUACUUUUUUUGUCUUUAACUUUGAUGUUUGUGAUAGAGAAAAAAUGUGUAUUGUACUAAUGCCAAAUACAGUUGUCAUUUUUGAAGAGCUCUGCGGUCCUUUAAAAACAAAACAAUGGAUUCUUUUGGGAUCAUAAUUUGAAACCCGUCUGGUUUUCCUGUGUGAGGAGGGAUGGGCACACUGCUCUGUUACUGUGUAAUGAGCAUGGCAUAUGUGAGCUGUUUCAAUAUCAGAAACAGGCUGUACAGAAGGUAAAGAUAUAGAAAACCUACUUUACUGCUCCUGUCUUUGGGACGCAACGAAAAGUUUCCCUUUCUGGCCGUGCUGCAAACCCUUAAGUUACUGUAUCCUCAACUCCAUUUGAUUGCCCAAUAAGAUUAGGGAGUAGAUUCCAGCUGUAACAACUGUUUAAUAUUACAUAUAUGGCAACAUAUUUGCUACAUUUCAGGAGGAAGUGGACAAAUCCAUGUGCUGUAUGUUUGUCCUCUGUUAGUGUUGCUGCUUGCCUGCAUAUGUGCUGCAAUGAGGGAAACCUGUGACGCUCUCCUUGGUGUCUCGGAGUCUUUGUGAUCUAACCAUCUGCCUCUAGCCAUCUCUGCAUCUCUGAAAACUUGAUUUGUCUUGUGGCCUUAUUUUGAGACCAUCAUCUUGUUUGUAAUUGUGGUUACAUAAUAAUAAUAAUGAUGUAUUGGCCUUUAUGUUAAAUGUGACAUUGAAUACUGUACAGUUACAGAUUUUAAUAAAUGUUUUCUUAAGUC
Molecule: messenger RNA, 5028 nt
Organism: Morone saxatilis (striped sea-bass)
Lineage: Eukaryota; Metazoa; Chordata; Actinopteri; Moronidae
Gene: adcy7
Product: adenylate cyclase 7
Exons: 26
Coding region: 701-3979 (1092 amino acids)
Biological process (GO): intracellular signal transduction; cAMP biosynthetic process; adenylate cyclase-activating G protein-coupled receptor signaling pathway
Cellular component (GO): plasma membrane
Molecular function (GO): adenylate cyclase activity
Source: RefSeq, a predicted model, not a curated record